UGAAGGGUUGCAGAGAUACUUACCCCUCACCAGCAGGAAGCAAGCUAGCUGAAGGUUCUUCACGGCUGGGUGCCCAGGCACAAGCUGUUCUAUCCAAAGCACUUCCCUGAGGGCAUCAGGAUGCUCUUUAGAGCUGGACCUGUGAGGCAGUCUGGAGGAAGCUGAACUGAGCCCCUCCCAGAGGCGAUCAGUCCCCACCCCCAGGUAUAAUCCCUAGCCCCAGACUGGGCUCUCCCACCCACUCUCAACAACACCAUGAAGCCCACCCUGCUCAGCCCCUUUCUGAUGUUCCUAACCUUCUCUCUGCUGCUACCUCCACUGAUGGGGAGCUUUCUUUUUAAAGAUCCUACAAAGACAUCCCACAAAAGUGCUCCACCUUCUUCCUUGGAGUCUAGUUACUCUUUUACUAGUACUGAGAAUACCACACAAGUCCCUGAACAUACAGGGAUCACUUUGAAGGAUUCAGCUUCAGAGAAACCAGGCCAAUGUCCUAAGGAUUUCCUUCCAUGCAAAGAGCUAUGCCAUGGAGAUGACUCUUGCCCCCAUGGACAGAAAUGUUGCAGCACAGGCUGUGGGCACACGUGCCAGGGAAACAUUGAAAGAGGACGGUCUGGCCAUUGUCCGUUUAUCCUCCAGAACCUUUGUAUAACAAGCUGCAAAAUUGAUGAGAACUGUCCACAUAGAGAGAAAUGCUGCAAGUCGGGCUGUGGUCAGUUCUGUGUGGCCCCUCUCCUAACUGAAAACUCCACCCAAAUUCCUGAGGAGGAGCCUUCCCCGCAAAACUUUACUGAGAUUCCAAUCUCUGAAAUACCUCCAGUUCCAGAAACCCAGGUGAACUAGGUGACCUGAUGUUCCAGAACUUUCUUGACCUCAGGAAUGGCUGGACUUCAAUGGCCUCCUGGGGUCCCUGACAUUGGGGAAUGAAUGGCCCUACUCAAUGACCCCUCAGUAUUGCCCCCAUUGCUCUUCUAGAACCCUGCAACACAGCUUUGAGGAGGGAGGGGAUUCUUUGGGCUGUUCCUCCCCAAUAAAUGCUGAUGUUUGUA
Molecule: messenger RNA, 1046 nt
Organism: Antechinus flavipes (yellow-footed antechinus)
Lineage: Eukaryota; Metazoa; Chordata; Mammalia; Dasyuromorphia; Dasyuridae
Gene: WFDC3
Product: WAP four-disulfide core domain 3
Exons: 5
Coding region: 256-840 (194 amino acids)
Biological process (GO): innate immune response; antibacterial humoral response
Cellular component (GO): extracellular region
Molecular function (GO): peptidase inhibitor activity
Source: RefSeq, a predicted model, not a curated record